Orycteropus afer afer is the source of this 1497-nucleotide messenger RNA. RefSeq names its product serine incorporator 4 (gene SERINC4). The transcript is spliced from 12 exons. Gene Ontology annotation, cellular component: membrane. Lineage: Eukaryota; Metazoa; Chordata; Mammalia; Tubulidentata; Orycteropodidae. The coding region runs from base 1 to 1497 and encodes 498 amino acids. The record is from RefSeq and is a predicted model, not a curated record.
AUGAUGGGGGCAAAGGCUAUCACAAGCCCCAGCACCUCCCUCUGCCUGGCACAACAGCACAGUGGAGUCAGCAAUGCCAUAGUGAAUUCCCCCUUCUAUCAGGUGUCCCGCUGUGGCCCUGCUUCAUGUACCAGUUGCUGCCACUCUAGGUGGCCUCCUUUCAGAGAGUCCACUUGUAGCCGCCUGUUCUACAUCCUCCUACAUGUGGGAGCCUCAGCAGUCUGCUGCCUCCUGCUGUCAAGGACAGUAGUAGAAAAAAUCUGGGGCAAAGGGCAUGGGAUCCAGAUGCCCUCAUGGGUAUGUGCCCACCUGUUUGGCCACUCUGAUUGUCCAGUGCUCAGUGGCUCUGGGGCUGUGUACAGAGUAUGUGCAGGAACUGCUACCUUCCACCUGCUGCAGGCUGUGCUGCUGGUCCACCUGCACUCCCCUACCAGCCCACGGGCACAACUGCAUAAUAGCUUCUGGCUCCUCAAGCUGCUGUUCCUAGUAGGUCUCUGUGCUGUGGCCUUCUGCAUCCCUGAUGAGCAUCUAUUCCCAGCCUGGCAUUACAUUGGUAUUUGUGGAGGCUUCGCUUUCAUCCUGCUGCAGCUGGUGCUUAUCACAGCCUUUGCCCACUCCUGGAACAAGAGCUGGGAGACAGGUGCAGCCCACAACUGCAGCUGGUUUCUAGCAGUAUUGCUGGCCACUCUGGGCUUCUACAGCACAGCAGGUGUGGGAGCUGUCCUUCUGUUUCGCCACUACACACACCCGGCUGGCUGCUUGCUCAACAAGAUGCUGCUUAGUCUACACCUUUGCUUCUGUGGUCUCCUCUCCUUCCUCUCCAUGGCUCCCUGCAUCUGCCUCAAGCAAACCCGCUCUGGCCUUCUACAAGCCUCCAUCAUCAGCUGCUAUAUCAUGUAUCUGACCUUCUCUGCACUGUCCAGCCGUCCUCCAGAUAUAGUAAUCCUUCAAGGACAAAAUCACACCUUGUGCCUACCUGGCCUGAAUAACAUAGGACCCCAGACACCAGAUACCUCCCUGGCAGUGCUGAGUGCUAGCAUCAUGUAUGCUUGUGUGCUUUUUGCUUGUAAUGAGGCUUCCUACCUGGCUGAGGUAUUUGGGCCCUUGUGGAUCAUCAAAGUUUACAGCUUUGAGUUUCAGAAGCCCUCUCUCUGUUUCUGCUGCCCCAAAACAGUGGAGCCAGAGGAAGGACCAAAGGGUAGGGCUGCCAGGCCAAGUUACCAAGAGACCACUCCAACUCCUCCAGUGCAAGCCCAGCAUCUUUCCUACAGCUAUUCUGCUUUCCACUUCGUCUUCUUCCUUGCAUCACUCUAUGUCAUGGUUACCCUUACCAACUGGUUCAGCUACGAGGGAGCAGAACUUGAAAAGACUUUCACCAAGGGUAGCUGGGCUACCUUCUGGGUCAAGGUUGCCUCAUGCUGGACCUGUGUACUCCUCUAUCUGGGGCUGUUACUGGCCUCCAGUCUGGGUUCUUCUAAUAAGCUGGGAUUCCCUUGA